Molecule: messenger RNA, 2089 nt
Organism: Sceloporus undulatus (fence lizard)
Lineage: Eukaryota; Metazoa; Chordata; Lepidosauria; Squamata; Phrynosomatidae
Gene: PCID2
Product: PCI domain containing 2
Exons: 15
Coding region: 192-1391 (399 amino acids)
Biological process (GO): transcription elongation by RNA polymerase II; post-transcriptional tethering of RNA polymerase II gene DNA at nuclear periphery; poly(A)+ mRNA export from nucleus
Cellular component (GO): transcription export complex 2
Molecular function (GO): double-stranded DNA binding; RNA binding
Source: RefSeq, a predicted model, not a curated record
CGGGGCCUUUUAGUGGCGAUAGCCAAUCCGCGAAGAAGCGGGGCUUACGUCAUCAGAAAGGAAGUUCGUUAUUUUUUUUAAAAAGCUGUGUUCUGCGUCUCUCCAGAUGAACCGAAGCGCGUUCCAUUGUGACGUAUGUGGCUCGGGUUAACGUAUGAGGUUUGUGUUUGCUUUUGAUCAGCAUACUUUCAAUGGCGCACAUCAGUAUAAACCAGUAUCUGCAGCAGGUGUUAGAAUCUAUUGACAGCAGAGAUGGCUUGUUUUGUGCAGAACUAGUGUCAUUUAAACAUCCCCAUGUUGCAAAUCCUAGACUUCAGCUUUCAUCUCCAGAAGAAAAAUGUCAACAAGUUCUGGAGCCACCCUAUGAUGAAAUGUUUGCUGCCCACUUAAGAUGUACUUUUGCAGUUGCCAACCAUGAUUUUGUAGAAGCUUACAAAUGUCAGACUGUUAUAGUACAAUCUUUCCUGAGAGCGUUUCAAGCACACAAGGAAGAAAAUUGGGCUUUGCCUAUUAUGUAUGCAGUAGCACUUGAUCUUCGAAUUUUUGCUAAUAGCGCUGACCAACAGCUGGCAAAGAAAGGCAAAGGUAAAGUUGGGGACAUGUUGGAAAAAGCAGCAGAACUCCUGAUGAGCUGUUUUCGAGUAUGUGCCAGUGACACUCGAGCUGGCAUUGAGGAUUCCAAAAAGUGGGGCAUGUUGUUCCUGGUGAAUCAGCUUUUUAAAAUUUAUUUUAAGAUCAACAAACUUCACCUCUGUAAACCGCUGAUAAGAGCAAUUGAUAGCUCAAACCUUAAAGAUGAAUACAGCAUGGCACAAAGGGUUACUUACAGAUAUUAUGUUGGACGGAAAGCCAUGUUUGACAGUGAUUUUAAACAAGCUGAAGAAUAUCUAUCUUUUGCCUUUGAGCACUGUCACCGCUCCAGCCAGAAAAACAAAAGGAUGAUCCUGAUUUAUUUGCUACCAGUGAAAAUGUUACUGGGCCAUAUGCCAAUGAUACAGCUUUUAAAAAAAUAUGACCUCAUGCAGUUUGCAGAAGUCACAAAGGCUGUGAGCGAAGGGAAUCUUCUUCUGUUGAAUGAUGCUCUAGCAAAACAUGAGACCUUCUUUAUUCGUUGUGGAAUCUUCCUUAUCCUUGAGAAGUUGAAAAUAAUCACCUACAGGAAUCUCUUCAAGAAAGUGUAUUUAUUGCUCAAAACUCAUCAGCUGUCUCUAGAUGCCUUUCUGGUGGCCCUGAAAUUCAUGAAAGUUGAUGAUGUUGAUAUUGAUGAAGUCCAGUGUAUUCUAGCCAACCUCAUAUACAUGGGUCACAUUAAAGGCUAUAUUUCUCAUCAGCAUCAGAAGCUCGUUGUCAGCAAGCAAAACCCAUUUCCUCCACUUUCUACUGUCUGUUGAAACUACAGUGACCAAAGGUACUACUCACAAAUAUGGGAUACCUUGGGAACAUACCUCUUUAUAAGGCAGAAUUGACCAUUAAUUCACCCAGAUACAGAGGUGUCUUCACAAGGAAGCGUUUAAGAGCCUACUACAGUUCAGGUCAUAAUGGCUUGGAUGUUGCAUUGUUUUUUGCCAGUGUGAUCAGUCCUACUUAAAGCGGUCCAGUUGUGGUGGAGUCUACCUCUGCAGAUUCUGCCCUCACUCUUCAAUCCCCAUCUUUCUUGUUGCCGUAUCAAGAGGAGUUCUGGAGGAGGGAAAUUAUCAGACAUACACACAGUGCAUUCUCCCAGUGGAGGAGCUUCACCUGUUAAGAUCUUCCAUGAAUGUAAGGAGCCCUUUCACUGACGAAAAGUAGAGUGUGGAUCCAACCCAAUGACUCCUUGAAGAAAGUUGCAAUUUUUAAGAAACACAACAUCUUAAAAAGUGGCAUGUUUUGCUGAUGCCCUUCUGUUAAGUGUCGGUUCAUAAACUGAAAUUGGCUCGGUCAAAAGUAUAAUUUGUACCCAUGUUUUUCAUCCUAAUAUUAGUAAUCAGUUUUAGUACUUGUGUUUAAAUCAAAGACUUUGCAGGGAAUAAAAAAUAUUCAUCACAACCAGACCUAUUUUUGGGAGAGGUUUAAACUUAACUUUUAAAAAAAAUUAAAAAUUCAGAAAAUA